Molecule: messenger RNA, 1424 nt
Organism: Cloeon dipterum
Lineage: Eukaryota; Metazoa; Arthropoda; Insecta; Ephemeroptera; Baetidae
Exons: 7
Coding region: 52-1311 (419 amino acids)
Biological process (GO): sensory perception of smell; detection of chemical stimulus involved in sensory perception of smell
Cellular component (GO): plasma membrane
Molecular function (GO): odorant binding; olfactory receptor activity
Source: RefSeq, a predicted model, not a curated record
CUCUAUCUCUGGAAAAAACUGUCGUCUGUCGGCUAAAGUUCACUUGACAUUAUGCAAGACCAAACGCUUCCUAUUCACAGCCAGCAAAAGCAACCGUGUUUUGGGUACACCCUAUUGUCCGUUAUGCACUUGGUGUGUGGGCAGAAUAUUCGCCUGCCACCGAAACAUCUCAAAAUAAGCACCUUUUGGAGGGUCGUCCACUUCCUCUACUCAUCGAUCAUCAAUCUUGCGGUGAUAUUUUGCGUAGGGACAACGAUUUUGACAUUUCUCAAGUACCGUGAAAAUUUUGGCCACGCGCUCUUCAUCGCGUCUAGCUUUUUCGGGGUGCUCGAGUGCUUCAUCCGCAUCACUUACACCACAAUAUGCGGAAAGAAGAUUGAAAAUGUCGCUGCCAGGGUGUAUGAGACGCUUGAAUUCACCGAAGUAGACGCAAAAAGGCAGAAAACAUUUAUUGUGAAGAUGUCAAGAAUUAUUACGAUACUCGUGACUGUUUUGUUCUCCGCGUUCAUCGUUUCCAUCAGUGCAAAUUACUUCUCUACUUUUGGCCAACUGGAGGAUAUUUUCGGCAAUGUGAAUGGAACCGAGGAGGAAAUCAACCAGCAGAUGAUGUCCAAACAAGUGCCUCUCGAGGUGGUUGAGGCAUGGACCUACGUUUGUGCCUUUUUCCAGCUCUGGCCGUCCACCGGCAUGCUGAAAGUGUACGCUGCUUUUCUGCACGUCAUAAAUUUUUUGGGCAUCGGUCGGAUUAUUGUGUCCGAUAUUUUAUUUUACUCCUGGUACGCCAUCAUCAUCAAUCGGUACCACAUGCUAGCCAAAAGUGCGCCGGCCGUGUUGAACAAACAAGAGAACGAUAAAAGACUGGUUGAUUGGAUCCAAUUUCAUCAUACAAUUAACGAAUUGCUUCAAGAAGUGAAUGAAUUGUCAUCGCCUGGUAUUGUAGCGGCUGUGGUUUGCACUAGCUUGCAAAUUUGCAUUCUUUCCUACGUGGUGAUAAAGAUGCAUGACAAGGCAAUUAUCUGGUCAUUCCUGAUGUUUGGAAUUGGUUCGAUUUAUCAAGUAUUUGUGUACUGCCUGCUUGGCCAGUGGAUCAAAGAUAAAGUCAUGGAACUGCAUUCUGAGGUAUACAGAGGACCUUGGAUAGAGAACGAAUUCACAAAGCAACACGCGGCUGUGAUUAUUUGCUCUGCAGCAAGUGAAAAAAUCGGCCAGUGCCUUCCAGGCGCACCCUUCUUCUCCAUGUCACUUCAAUUUUUUGCUUCGAUGACCAGUGUUGUUUUUACGUACAUCAUGGUGUUGAUACAGCUAAAUUAAAAGGCAAAAGAUCAUUGUCGGGAUCUUUUUUUUUUAUCAAAAACCAGAAUGUCAGUCAAUCCUUUGCAAAAAUUGUGACGGAUGAUUCCCUCAUUUGAGAAACAUAAAUUUAA